Messenger RNA from Sporothrix schenckii 1099-18, 981 nucleotides. Its product is annotated as 4'-phosphopantetheinyl transferase. NCBI's taxonomy places the organism in Eukaryota, Fungi, Ascomycota, Sordariomycetes, Ophiostomatales, Ophiostomataceae. Gene Ontology annotation, molecular function: holo-[acyl-carrier-protein] synthase activity; magnesium ion binding. The transcript is spliced from 2 exons. The coding region runs from base 1 to 981 and encodes 326 amino acids. The record is from RefSeq and is a predicted model, not a curated record. Gene Ontology annotation, cellular component: cytosol.
AUGGAGACUCUCGCUCCUUCUUCUCGGCCGGUUCUCGUACAAUGGAUUGUUGACACUCGCACACUCUGGCCUGAAGCCACACAAACUCGCCAGCUGGCGACUGUCCUAACAGACAAGGCCUCCCGAGCACUUGAGGCUCUCUUGACUGAUGAAGAGCGCGCCGGCGUGCUCAAGUACUUCCACGUGCGGGACGCCAAGAUGGCGUUGGUAUCGCAGCUGCUCAAGCACCUGGUCGUGGCUCGUUGUGGCCAUGCCGACGGCCGUGCGCCUGUUCCGUGGCGUAAGACGGUCCUCUCUCGGGGCACGCACGGAAAGCCAGUCUACUAUGUUGACCCCAGCAGCAAAGCGCAGCCAGUCGUCUUCAACGUCAGCCACCAGGCCGGCCUUGUGGUGCUGGUUGCUGUGUUCGGUGGUGACGACCUGGGGGGCAUUGACGUGGGCAUUGAUGUGGUGUCGCCGACGGAGCGCCGCACGCGUGAUUUGCAAAUGAUUGCCGACGCAAAUGCCACGUCCCCGUCCUCCGGCUGGCCGCAUUUUGUGGAUGUGCACGCCGACGUCCUCGCGCGCAGCGAAGUGCGCUUCCUCGAGAAUCUGGCAACCCGUGACGACGACGAACUGCUGCGGGCGUUUUAUGCGUUGUGGUGCCUGCGUGAAGCCUAUGUCAAGAUGACCGGCGAGGCUCUCCUGGCAGAAUGGCUCGCCGAACUCGAGUUCAAUGCGUUUCAAGUUCCCAAAGCUCCUGGCCCAGCAAAAGGUCCUCUUUUCCAGGGCGACAUGGUGACAAAGCAUGACGUCCAGUUCCGCGGUGCGGCCGUCGGCGACCAAGUCAACGUGUGCUUGCGCAGCGUCGGCGUGGACUACAUGGUAUGCAUAGCGGUACGUUCCAGGCCGGUCGAGACAGCCCUGGCGCUGCCCACGACUGACGCGCUCGAGGUGUUGCAAAUGGACGACAUUCUGGACUUUGCGGAGCGAUAUGGAUGA